This is a messenger RNA of Mytilus californianus (California mussel), 882 nucleotides long. Its product is annotated as C-type lectin domain family 4 member K-like. The transcript has 6 exons. Bases 116 to 535 code for a protein of 139 amino acids. The record is from RefSeq and is a predicted model, not a curated record. NCBI's taxonomy places the organism in Eukaryota, Metazoa, Mollusca, Bivalvia, Mytilida, Mytilidae.
AUAUAUUGACAAAUCAGACACUUCAUGCAGCAGUUCACCUUGUUUGAAUGGUGGAAUAUGCACAACGACCGGAAGCAGUUAUAAUUGUUCCUGUCUGCCUGAAUAUAUUGGAUACAUGUGUCAAGUACAAAUGUCAUGUAAAGAUGGUUGGAAAAGGGAUGCAAACAACUGUUACUACUUCAGUACUACCUCUGCAACUUGGUUUGAUGCCAAGAGAAAGUGUUUAGAGCAAAAUAGUAGGCUUGCAGACGCAACAUCAAUUAGUGAGAUUAAAUUUCUUCAAACAAAUGCGGAAAAGUAUGGAAAAAAUUUCUGGCUUGAUGGAUCAGAUGAGUCUGAAGAAGGUGUUUGGUUCUGGGCAACUAGUGGACAGAAGUUCACCGUUACUGAUUGGCAUAGACGUACUUCAUAUGAACCAAACAAUGAGGAUGAUAACGAGCAUUGUUUGAAUAUUCAUAGAGAUCUUGACUACCAAUGGAAUGAUGCUGGAUGUUCCAACCGUUUUAGGUACAUAUGUGAAAAGCCAUUGAUGUGAUCGUCGCAGCAAAGAAUUCACAGACGACGAUACUUUAACAUAUUUAAACACACUCUGAAAUCAAAUCAUUCUGAACUUACCCUCUGUCUAAGCAUGUCGUAACUCCCAAGUCAAUGUUUUUUUCGCAAAAAGUAACAAAAACAACAGAAUAGGAAAAGUUAGAGUAAAAAGUAAAAAUCCCCAAGAUAUUAUCCUCCGUUGGUGUUCGCAGCAAAAAUCAGACAAAGCGAUAAGCUUUAUUAAAUCUGACAUUUCUUUUUUCAAUAUUUAGCAGGGUCAUCGAUAUAUUAAUAAGAUUCAUAUAAUGAAGAGUGAAAUACUUAGCUUGAAUUUCAUUCUUAACUUCU